UCUUUGGGUUUGCUAUUGUUUUCCCCAUGCACCACCAUUUCCUGCCUACCCGCAUCUCUGAACUGCUCUUGAAGAUCCUAGCAAGAGCCUGGAGGUGUGAAGGACUGCUUCCCCCACAUCCCAGGAUACUGGGUAUGAUAGUAGCAGUGGGAAAUGACAUAACUGUUCGAUUUCUACUAAACUGCAGUUUGAAAAGCUGUGAGCAACAGAGGAAUUGGAUUGAUUUACUGUCUCCAGAAAAUUUACAGAAGAACUGGCUUCGGGAAUUUUAUCAGAUUGUACAUACACACAAGCCACAUUUUAUGGCUUUACACUGUCAAGAAUUUGGUGGAAAAAACUAUGAAGCUUCCAUGUCGCAUGUGGACAAGUUUGUUAAAGAAUUGUUAUCGAGUGAUGCAAUGAAAGACUAUAACAGAGCUCGGGUGUACUUAGAUGAGAACUACAAGUCACAAGAACAUUUUACGGCUCUAGGAAGUUUUUACUUCCUUCAUGAAUCCUUGAAAAACAUCUACCAGUUUGAUUUUAAAGCCAAGAAGUAUAAAAAGGUUACUGGCAAAGAAAUCUACUCAGAUACAUUAGAAAGCACUCCCAUGCUGGAAAAAGAGAAGUUUCCACAGGAUUAUUUCCCUGAGUGUAAAUGGUCCAGAAAAGGCUUCAUUCGAACAAGAUGGUGUAUUACUGAUUGUGCCUUUGACUUGGUAAACAUUCAUCUUUUCCAUGAUGCUUCCAACUUAAUUGCUUGGGAAACAAGCCCAUCGGUUUACUCAGGAAUACGACAUAAGGCUCUUGGUUAUGUACUUGAUAGAAUUAGAGAUCAGCGGUUUGAGAAGGUUUCAUAUUUUGUCUUUGGAGAUUUCAACUUCCGACUGGAUUCCAAAUCAGUAGUAGAGACACUUUGUACAAAGUCUACAAUGCAGACUAUCCGAGCAGCUGACACAAAUGAAGUAGUCAAGCUAAUAUUCCGUGAAUCUGAUAAUGACCGAAAGGUUAUGUUACAGUUAGAAAAGAAGCUCUUUGACUAUUUUAAUCAAGAUGUCUUUAGAGACAACAAUGGCACUGCGCUUUUAGAAUUUGACAAAGAGCUGUCAGUCUUUAAAGACAGAUUGUAUGAACUGGACAUCUCAUUUCCACCCAGUUAUCCAUACAGUGAAGAUUGUAGCCAGGGAAAGCAGUACAUGAAUACUAGAUGUCCAGCUUGGUGUGAUAGAAUUCUGAUGUCACAUUCAGCCAAGGAACUGAUUCUAAAAUCGGAAAAUGAUGAGAAGAUAGUGAUUUAUGAUCAUAUUGGGCCAAAUGUCUGCAUGGGGGAUCACAAGCCUGUGUUCCUGUCCUUUCGAAUAGCUGCUGGGGCAGGUAAACCUAUUGCAAAUGUGCACAAGUGUUGUGUCGUGCAGUGAUGUGGUGGAAAAAGAUGCCCUCGAAAUGAGAAGAUCUUUCGUGAAACCACCCUGUAGCACGGAAGAGGAAAGAAUAAGCAGUAUAUUGAAAUGCAUAAUCCUAACAGCUGUAUUGAUAAAUCAAGUCUUGAGUGCCACAUUUUU
Messenger RNA from Pelodiscus sinensis (Chinese soft-shelled turtle), 1541 nucleotides. NCBI's taxonomy places the organism in Eukaryota, Metazoa, Chordata, Testudines, Trionychidae. The record is from RefSeq and is a predicted model, not a curated record.